This is a messenger RNA of Ascoidea rubescens DSM 1968, 1370 nucleotides long. RefSeq lists its product as uncharacterized. NCBI's taxonomy places the organism in Eukaryota, Fungi, Ascomycota, Saccharomycetes, Ascoideales, Ascoideaceae. The transcript has a single exon. The coding region runs from base 330 to 1277 and encodes 315 amino acids. Gene Ontology annotation, molecular function: hydroxypyruvate reductase [NAD(P)H] activity; glyoxylate reductase (NADPH) activity; NAD binding. The record is from RefSeq and is a predicted model, not a curated record. Gene Ontology annotation, cellular component: cytosol.
UUAAUCUGUUCAGCCAGUCUUUUACAGUUCUUGUAAGCUAUUUUCCUUACGAGUUUUUUGUUCAUGCCACUAGCAUUUUAAUAUAUCUCCACUAACAUAAUAAUGACAUUGAUUCUUCAAAUAGUUUUACACUUUUUUUACAAAAGAGCAAUUUAUAAAAGACUUGAAAACAAAAUAUAGCGAUGUUAGUGCAUUUUGGUUUGCACCUGGUGGAAAUGGUGGAAUUAUGGUAAGUCCUCAAGUGAAUUGAUGAAAAUCGUAUUGCUUUUAUUGGUACUUUGAGUUAGCGAUUACUAAUUCAUAUCUCCUAUUCAACAAAAUAAUAGUCCAUGAAUGGAAUUUUAAAAAUAGAUAGAGACUUUAUUGAUCAUUUUCCUUCUACAUUGAAAGUCAUUGCCACAUCUUCCAAUGGAUAUGAUCAUUAUGAUAUCGACUAUCUAACUAAAAAAGGAAUAAUUUUCUGUAAUACUCCAUCUUUGGCUGCUGAUCAAGUUGCCGAUUUAGCAUUAUAUUCCACAAUAUCAGCCUUUCGAUUCACCUCAAUUGUUGAGAAUAACUUUAGAACCUCUUUGAAUGCAGCUGGAAACGCAUUCUUGUCUAGAAAAGAACUAGAAUCUGAUUCGUUUGACAAUGAAACUGGUAUGCCUGUUUUAAAGCCAAACUUAGCUAGCACACCUCCCUUUUUUUCAUUAGGUGAUUAUAUUGGAGGCAAAAGAGUCUAUUCAUUGGAAAACAGAAUUGCUGGGAUUGUUGGAUUGGGAGCUAUUGGGAAAUUCCUAGCAUAUAAACUAAAUCUGGUUGGAAUGAAAAUUCAUUAUACAAAAACAACUGAACUCACCAAAGAAGAGCAUUUAAAUUUUCACUUUCCAUUGACUUAUCAUCAAUCAUUUGAAGAUAUAGCUAAGGUUUCGGAUAUUUUAAUAUUUUGUCUUCCAUUAACCAAAGAGACUAAGCAUUUACUAAGAAAAGAAACCAUUGGCCUAUGUAAAGAUGGUGUUAAAAUUGUUAACAUUUCCAGAGGCCAAAUAAUUAACGAAAAUGACUUAGUUGAAGCUUUAGAAAAUGGAAAAAUCAGUUAUGCUGCUUUAGAUGUUUUUGAGAAUGAACCAAAUAUUCAUCCCAAAUUAUUAAAAAGAUGGGAUUGUACAAUAACACCCCAUAUCGGCAGUUCAACAGUUGAAAAUUUGCAGCUUAGUGCCCAUUGCUGUCAAAAUAACAUUUGCGACAUUCUAUUAAAAAAUGGACCAGGAAUUACAAAUAUAAACAAGUUAGCUUGAAUUGCUUUAUUAGAUUAAUUCAAAAUAGAUUAAUAUUAUUAGAUAUAUAUAAACAUUUGCAAAAAUUGUAGAAUAUCAAAAUAAACAGGUAGC